Molecule: messenger RNA, 3993 nt
Organism: Scophthalmus maximus (turbot)
Lineage: Eukaryota; Metazoa; Chordata; Actinopteri; Pleuronectiformes; Scophthalmidae
Gene: retreg2
Product: reticulophagy regulator family member 2
Exons: 9
Coding region: 233-1993 (586 amino acids)
Source: RefSeq, a predicted model, not a curated record
AACAGCAACAUGAACAGUCGCUUCACAACCAUGCACAUUUUUUCAAAACGCGUUUUCCAAUAAAUCUCCAAUCGUCGUUUUCCAUUUGUGCCACUUCCUGCUACGUAGUUCGUCCGUUUUAUUCUGAAGGUGCAAACCGGAAGCCAGCCUUUUAAAGCCCCGUUCUGCUUGACGCCGCUCUUCCCGUACGCCCCGUGAUCUCCAGAACAACACAACAAAGUAGGGGGAGAACAUGGCGAGCGGAGAGGAGACCAGCAGACGCCCCUCGGUUACCUCCUCUUCGGUCGGCCUGGAGGCGCUGUUCCCCGCCGGGACAUCGGAGCAGAGCUGCGGCGACGCGGAGCUCGUCCGCCUGCGGGAGCGUCUGCAGCCGUGGCUCGCGCAGUACGAGCCCCCGCUGCUGUGGCUGCAGCGGCUGCUGGUGUGGGAGAGGCCGCUGUGCAGCGUCUCCGUCGCCCUGACGCUCAACACGUUGUUCUGGCUCCUGUCCUCCACCUCGCUGCGGCCUCUCUUCCUGCUCAGUGUGUCCCUGCUGGGACUCAUGCUGCUGGAGAGGUGGAAGCCCGCGUUGCCCGCCAUAACUGUUCAACAUGCAGAGGCUCAGCCCGUACAAAGUGAAACGAUGGGCGUGGAGCAGCGUCUGCUCAGUGUUCCCGAGCUCAGCCACCACCUGGCCGAGAGCUACCUGACCUGCUGCCUGUACCUGCAGGAGAUGCUGCAGUACAAACGACAGAACCACGGCAAGUUCUGUCUGAUGAUGUGCAGCAGCUGCUUUGCACUUGCCGUGGUUGGCCAUUAUGUACCAGGAAUCAUGAUCUCCUACAUAAUAGUCCUGAGCGUGCUGUUGUGGCCGCUGGUGGUGUACCACGAGCUGAUCCAGAGGAUGUACACGGGCUUGGAGCCGAUCAUGAUGAAACUGGACUACAGCAUGAAGGGAGAGACUGAGCACCGCAAGCACGACAAGAGGAAGGUAAAGAAAGAGGAGGAAGAGGGGGACGAGCCAACAGCUGAAACAGAGAGUGAGAGUGAGGAGGAGCUGUCGUGUUUUGCGCCGACGGUGGAUGUGAAGACCACAGCUCUGGCGAUGGCCAUCACGGACUCUGAGUUGUCGGACGAGGAGGCAUCCAUCUUGGAGAGUGGAGGGUUCUCCGUGUCCAGGGCCACCACUCCUCAACUCACCGACGUGUCUGAAGACCUGGACCAGCAGAGUUUACACAGCGAAACAGAGGAGCCCUACCUUCGCGACCUCCCCGAGUUCCCCUCAGUCGAGGAGUUCCCGUCCAUUGAACAACACCUGCUCCACUUUCCUCUGCGGGCUCCCAGUCAGGUUGAUGUUGCCCAGGCUGGUGCUCAAUCGGAGGGAGAACUGCUGAGCCCCGCCAGCCUCCUCAUCCAGCACCUUGCAUCCCCGCUCCACUUUGUGAACACGCACUUCAAUGGACAUGGAAGACCACCGGGGAGUGAGGAGGGCGUUUUGCCCGCGACAGGUUCACGACAGGAUGCAGGAAGGGGGGAGGAGGAGGAUAAGGAAGCUGCAGUAACCCAGGGUGCGCAGCGUUCCUUGGAGGCCUUGAGCGAGGAGAUAGUGAGCACAGCCAUCUCCACUGUGGUGCAGAACACACUGUCGGCGCUGCUAUCGUCCAGUGAGGCCAGCGAGGAGCCAUGCCUGGCCGAGUUCCUCCCCACCGAAACCCUACCGGGCAUUCUGGAGACCCCCGCCCAACCCACCGACACCACUGCUAACACUACAGUCACUACGAUGGGGCCGCUGGAGCCUGACGAGGAACUGGAAGAGGCCAUCACGAUAAUAAGAGGCACCCCCGAGGAGAUGCCCGACGACACGCUCGUCCCGACUGAGGACGAGGACUUUGAGCUUCUGGACCAAAGUGAACUGGAGCAGUUGGAUGAGGGUCUGGACAUCAGCUCUGACAGACAGGUAGUGGGAGGAGCCCCAGACACACCUCCAUCUCCUCAACAUCAACCGCAGUCAUAGCUUCCCUAUUGGCCGAUGUGUCCCCACCUCCAACCGUUUUGUUUUUAUUUGUAUGUUUGAAUUACAUUAUAUCCCAUACAUACUGAUAUAUACAAAACAUUUAUCAAAGAGUUUGGCAUUUAAUACUGUUGGUUGUUGAUUGUGCGGAAGAUGGUUGAGAUGGCUCGGUUCAUUGUUUUCCUAGCCUCAUAUUGCGGGGUUCAGUUCAGCCUAGUUACCCGUGUUGUUUCUAGUGUAGUUCGGUUUAUCUGGCAUUGAAAUUAGCUCGAUAAUUUACGACGCAAAUUUCUCACUGCACAAUUAUAAAAAACAAAUCUGUUCCCAGGUCCGUCACAAUGAUGACGACUUUGUUUUCCACCGUGGUGAAGAGCUGAACCCUUCUACUGUGUUUUCAUCCAGAAGUGGAUGUUGAUCAAAAAGGUGUCAUGAAGAGUUGAAAUGUUGGAUUAUAAAGCUAUUAAUAACUAUUAAUAUAUACUAUAAAUUAUUUUAUUUAAUGGUCAGUUGAUGAAGCCUUUGUUUUUUUGGGGGGUGACAAAAACUGAGGAGGGAGUUUGAACGUAAAUUUGAUCCCUUUCGUUAAAGAUUGUAUAAUAAGUAUAUUAAUGACGACACCAUGGACGACCACAUUUAAAAAGUAGUCACAUAUUCCCAGAGCUAGACUAUAUUGUGAGACUAUACUGUAUUAUCCUUUUCCUUAUUCCGCAACCCCCCGAGGUCUCCACGGUUACAGUUUUGACAGAAGCAUUAGGUCAUCUGUGAUCUUUCACUUGUUGCCUGGAGAUGAAAACUUAAAUCUUUGACGUUGUUGGAUGUUGACGAUGACGAGUAGUCGAUCCAAGUGACUUCGAUGUGGCAAGGUAAAAAAGAAAUGUUCCCAGUUUUCUUCGUUGUGACUGAUGCUUCUAUGUUCAUUUGUCCGUGUGAACAGGAUUCAAUUCCACACAACUAUAUGUCAUUGGCGUGUACGCAAUUCAAUUUCUUCUUGAUCUGGCUUCUUGUUGGAUAGGCCCGGCUGUUUGUGCGUGUACAGCCAUCACUGGGAUAUGUAUAUUUACCAAAUGACUUCCUUUGUGCAACGACAAGUCCAUGCAUGCCAUGAAUCAUGCAUGUAUUUACCAUAAUCAAUAUUUGAGGUAAACUUCCAAAAGAUUGUUUCUUUUAUCGGAACAUUUCUUUUUCUUUCUUUAUUUGAAGGGAUGUAAAUCUGGCCACUGCAAGGGAAAACUUAUGAUGUGACAAAAAGAAACGUAACACUAUAAUGGACUGUAUGAAGACGUCCGAUUUUGCUUUUGUAAACCACUCGGCAUCCAACUCUCAGGGGUGGGUUGUACAAACUGAAUAUAACGGAAUACGUGUCCACUUCCUGAAUUGUCGUUGUGCAUAGCAUUCGUACUAACCCUCUUCCUUUUGUUUUCAGUCUAAGCCUCCUUGUGUAUAGUGUAGAAAUGCUCAAAAGGAACGUGUAUAUUCUGCAUGUAAAAACCGCACUCUGUUCAAAGUUCUCCUUGUCAGCUGACAAAGUACAACACAAUUUGUGAGAGGAAGGAAAAAAAAAAGUAAAUUUGAAUGUUCCAGGUUAAAACAGCCCAUUGAAUUGUUUGAUAUUCAAUUACCAACAGGGGGAAGAAAAGUUCUGAUUUUUAAAAGACUACCCAACUGUAAAUGGAAAUAGGUGGCAACAUCAGAAUCUGAGGAUAUAACCAGACUAGUUUGUGCAAGUUAGUAUUGUGUUUAAUGCUUCAAAUACGGCUUCUUGAACUAUAUUAAAAGACACUUACAGAACUGUACAAUUAAAAAAAAAAAGGAAUAUAUUUUCUAAUUUCUCCCUUUUCCAUAAAGUACUCAGUUUGAUCUUUUACAUCUUAACAUAUAACAGCUAUGGGUGAGUUUCACAAAGCAGAAAAGUUUUAUUGUCGUUAUUAAACUGGUAAAAAAAAGAAACAGAAAAAAACUCCAUAUGUGAAACUAAAGAGAAUAAAAGAACAAACUGAAACAAA